AUGGAGGUGGUUCCUUGUCAUUUGUAUGGAGGCUUCGGCUGCAUGCUUGGAGUUUACGUUACUGGUGGUAAAGAUAUAAGAACUGCCGCAACUGGAGUAUGUCUCUUUACGAAUCCAAAGCCUUACGUUACUUGGAGAAACGCUUUUUUUGACGAGUUUAUUGGUGCUGCUAUGCUUGUGGGCUGCCUUAUGGCCCUGCUAGAUGACACUAAUGCACCACCUGCGAAUGGUAUGACAGCGUUCGUCGUUGGCUUGCUGGUUGCAGCUAUCGGUAUGGCUUUUGGUUACCAAACCAGUUUCACGAUAAAUCCUGCUCGUGAUCUGGGACCUCGAAUCUUUGCUGCCAUGGUCGGUUACGGCGCCAAGACCUUGCACUUGUUCCCUUGGUGGUGGGCCAGGGGUGCCUGGGGAGCUCCAAUCGCUGGAGGCAUCGCUGGUGCGCUAGUGUACAACCUGUUCAUUUUCACUGGUAGCGAAUCUCCAGUGAACUGCCCUGAUAAAGGCUAUGUCGAACAGAGAGUUGGUAAACUACUGCACAACAGCGUCGAAGCUACAACAGACGAGGGACCAACACCUCUGAGUUCUGGGCAGCAUAAUAUUUCCUCGGAUACAUUAGUGAAAAAUGGCAAAACGGCACCCAAAUAA
This is a messenger RNA of Torulaspora globosa, 645 nucleotides long. RefSeq names its product Aqy3p (gene AQY3). Gene Ontology annotation, cellular component: plasma membrane. The transcript has a single exon. The record is from RefSeq and is a predicted model, not a curated record. Gene Ontology annotation, molecular function: water channel activity; glycerol channel activity. The coding region runs from base 1 to 645 and encodes 214 amino acids. NCBI's taxonomy places the organism in Eukaryota, Fungi, Ascomycota, Saccharomycetes, Saccharomycetales, Saccharomycetaceae. Gene Ontology annotation, biological process: water transport; glycerol transmembrane transport.